GCCACUCAUGUCUGCAGAUAUAAAACCCUAGUGGUGGGGAAGUGUGUGGAAGUUAUGGUCGCCUGUUGUUCCAGAAUCUUCACAAACACACUCAUCAAGUCCAGAGCUUUUGGCCUCGUACGGACGCUCUCUCCCUCCAAUUCUCGCCUUCAGAUUCGUUCGAUGGCGGACUCUGCACUGUCCCAAUUCAAGAAAGUCCAGAUUCAGAGAGAUGAUACUACAUUUGAUGCAUAUGUGGUUGGCAAAGAAGAUGCUCCCGGAAUUGUUGUGCUUCAGGAGUGGUGGGGUGUUGAUUUUGAGAUCAAGAACCAUGCUUUGAAGAUUUCUGAAUUUGAUUCUGGCUUUAAAGCACUUAUUCCCGAUUUGUAUCGGGGAAAAGUUGGUUUAGAUGUUGCUGAAGCACAACAUUUGAUGGACGGUCUUGAUUGGCAAGGUGCUGUAAAGGAUAUUCGUGCUUCCGCUAACUGGCUCAAGUCAAAUGGUUCACAGAAGGUUGGUGUAACAGGAUUUUGCAUGGGUGGUGCUCUCUCUAUUGCUAGUUCUGUUUUAGUCCCUGAGGUUGAUGCUGUUGUAGCCUUCUAUGGAGUUCCUUCAUCUGAGCUUGCAGAUCCUGCCCAUGCUAAGGCUCCUGUCCAGGCUCAUUUCGGGGAGCUCGAUAAUUUUGUUGGAUUUUCAGAUGUGACGGCUGCUAAAGCUUUGGAGGAAAAGCUGAAGGCCUCUGGAGUUCCAUAUGAGGUACACGUUUACCCAGGCAAUGCUCACGCCUUUAUGAAUAGGUCUCCAGAUGGUGUGAAAAGGAGGAAGGGUAUGGGAAUGGCUGAUGACGAUGAAGCUGCAGCUGAGCUGGCAUGGUCUCGCUUCCGUUCAUGGAUGAAUCGCUACUUGUCUCAGCAAUAUCUUUGAUGCACCUGUUAUAUAACGCUUGCUAUCUUAGUAUAAUAAUCUGAUAUUUACUUAUCCAAAAAAAAAAAACUGGUGUUUGAUCUGGAGAUAUUGGAAGGACUGCCAUAUGGUGUAAUUAAAGUGCGCGUGGAUGCAACUCGGGGAAUAAAUUUUUAAUGGUGAUGAGAUUUUUAGUAUGAA
Molecule: messenger RNA, 1083 nt
Organism: Cornus florida
Lineage: Eukaryota; Viridiplantae; Streptophyta; Magnoliopsida; Cornales; Cornaceae
Exons: 5
Coding region: 55-903 (282 amino acids)
Molecular function (GO): hydrolase activity
Source: RefSeq, a predicted model, not a curated record